Miscanthus lutarioriparius is the source of this 3741-nucleotide messenger RNA. The record is from the annotation of a GenBank genome assembly. Lineage: Eukaryota; Viridiplantae; Streptophyta; Magnoliopsida; Poales; Poaceae.
AUGAGUGGCCCUGCCCCAGUGGGCGCCGGCGCCGGCGGCGAGCGGCCGAUGAGCAUCCGCGGCAUGUUCCGGUUCGCGGACCGGGUGGACGUCCUGCUCAUGGCCCUGGGCACGCUGGGGGCCAUCGGCGACGGGUGCUCCACCAACCUGCUGCUCAUCUUCGCCAGCGACGUGAUGAACGCGCUCGGGUACGGGGGCGCCCAGGCCAGCGGCGGCGGCGGCGGCGCUAAGAGCGCGCAGUUCAUGCACGAGGUGGAGAAGUCGUGCCUGAAUUUCGUCUACCUGGCGUUCGUGGUCCUGGCGGUGGCGUUCAUGGAAGGGUACUGCUGGAGCCGGACGAGCGAACGGCAGGUGCUGCGGAUCCGGUACCUGUACCUGCAGGCCAUCCUGCGGCAGGAAGCGGGCUUCUUCGACUCGCAGGAGGCCACCACCUCGGAGAUCAUAAACAGCAUCUCCAAGGACGCCUCCCACAUCCAGGAGGUCCUCAGCGAGAAGGUCCCUCUAUUUCUGAUGCACUCUACGGUCUUCGUCUCCGGACUAGUCUUCGCCACUUAUUUCUGCUGGAGGCUGGCUCUGGUUUCUUUUCCUCUGGUCCUGCUUCUCAUAAUCCCGGGGCUCAUCUACGGCAAGUACCUUCUCUACCUAUCGCGCCAGUCACGCCAUGAGUACGCCAAGGCGAAUUCCCUGGUCGAGCAGGCUCUGGGCUCUAUCAAGACCGUUUACUCCUUCACAGCCGAGAAAAGGAUCAUCCAGAGGUACACAGCGAUCCUUGACAAGACGAUCAAGCUGGGGAUCAAACAAGGCAUUGCAAAGGGUCUUGCUGUUGGGUUCACCGGCCUUUCUUUCGCCAUUUGGGCCUUUCUCGCAUGGUAUGGCGGCAGAUUGGUGAUGUUCCAUCAUGUAAGUGGUGGAAGGAUAUAUGCUGCUGGGAUUUCAUUCGUCUUGGGUGGCCUAUCCCUUGGAAUGGCACUCCCUGAGCUGAAACAUUUCACCGAGGCAUCUGUUGCUGCAACAAGAAUCCUUGAUCGGAUAAACCGUGUUCCCCAGAUUAAUGCUGAUGACCCAAAAGGCCUUAUUUUGGACCAAAUUCGGGGAGAGCUCGAAUUUGAAUCUGUCUGUUUCGUGUACCCAUCAAGACCAAAUAUGCCAGUCCUCAAAAACUUCAACCUCCAGAUUCCUGCUGGGCAAACUAUUGCUUUGGUUGGGUCCAGUGGCAGCGGCAAGUCAACAGCAAUAGCUUUAGUGCAGCGCUUCUAUGAUGCCAGUGAAGGAACUGUCAAAAUUGAUGGUUUUGACAUCAAAGAACUCCAGCUCAAAUGGAUCAGGAGCAAAAUGGGACUAGUCAGCCAAGAUCAUGCACUGUUUGGUACUUCCAUAAAAGAGAACAUCUUGUUUGGCAAACCAGAUGCGACCAUGGAUGAGGUUUAUGCAGCAGCCAUGACAGCAAAUGCUCACAACUUCAUAAGGGGGCUUCCAGAGGAAUAUGAGACUAAGAUUGGUGAGCGUGGAGCAUUGUUAUCAGGUGGCCAAAAGCAGCGUAUUGCCAUUGCUAGGGCAAUAAUUAAGAACCCUGCUGUACUCUUGCUCGAUGAAGCCACAAGUGCACUUGAUUCAGAAUCAGAAAAGUUGGUACAGCAUGCACUUGAUCAAGCAUCUAUGGGACGAACAACACUGGUAGUAGCUCAUAAGCUCUCAACCGUGAAGAACGCUGAUCAGAUUGCAGUAGUUGAUGGGGGUACAAUAGCUGAAAUUGGUACACAUGAUGAACUGAUCAGCAAGGGUGGCCCGUACUCGAGACUUGUGAAAUUGCAGAAGAUGGUAAGCUACAUCGAUCAAGAAAAUGAACAAUUUAGGGCUUCCUCAGUGGCCAGGACAAGUACGAGCCGUCACAGCAUGUCCAGAGCAAGUCCAAUGCCACUAACACCAGCUAUCUUAACGGAAAAUAAUUCUGAUGUUCCUCCACCUGCACCAUCUUUCUCCAGGCUUCUUGCAAUGAACGCACCUGAGUGGAAGCAGGCAGUCGUAGGCAGUUUGUCUGCAUUAGUAUAUGGUUCCUUGCAGCCCAUCUAUGCCAUAACCAUCGGAGGAAUGAUUGCUGCAUUCUUUGUUCAUGACCAAAAUGAGAUGAAUGCAAUUAUCAGACGCUAUGCCUUGAUCUUCUGUUCACUGUCCUUGGUAUCCAUUGUUGUUAAUCUAUUGCAACACUACAAUUUUGCAUACAUGGGGGAGCAUCUUGUUAGGCGCAUCCGGGUCCAAGUACUUGAGAAGAUCUUAACCUUUGAAGCAGCAUGGUUUGAUGAAGAAACUAAUUCAAGCGGUGCAUUGUGCUCUCGGCUAAGCAAUGAGGCUUCUCUUGUCAAAACCCUUGUUGCAGACAGAAUAUCCUUACUGCUUCAAACAGCUUCCGGAAUUAUAAUUGCAGUGACAAUGGGCCUGAUGGUAGCUUGGAAACUUUCUCUUGUCAUGAUAGCUGUACAGCCAUCUACAAUGAUAUGCUAUUAUGCAAAAAAAAUGGUUCUCUCAAAUGUGUCAAGGGACUUGGCAAAGGCUCAGCAUCAAAGCACCCAGAUAGCCAUAGAAGCUGUUUACAACCACAGGAUGGUAACCUCCUUUGGAUGCUCAUCGAAGGUUCUUCAGCUAUUCGAGCAUGCACAAGAGGAACCCUUGAAAAAAGCAAGGAAGAAAUCAUGGGUAGCAGGGAUCACCACAGGGUUGUCACCUUGCCUCUCGUUCUUGUCAUGGGCACUGGACUUCUGGUAUGGAGGGAAGCUGGCACAGUCUGGGGAGAUAUCAGCGGGUGAUGUUUUCAAAACCUUUUUCGUGCUGGUGAGCACAGGAAAGCUGAUUGCUGAUGCUGGUAGCAUGACAUCUGACCUGGCAAAGGGAGCAAAUGCAGUUGCUUCAGUAUUUGAGGUGCUAGAUAGGAAAUCCAUCUCUCCAAAAAAUUCACAGGUGGAGAAGGAAGAUCAGAAGAAGAAAAUAGAAGGUAGAAUAGAAUUCAAGAAGGUAGAUUUUGCAUAUCCAACAAGACCAGAAUGCCUUAUCCUACAGGAUUUUAGCUUGGACGUGAAAGCAGGAACAAGUGUUGGCCUGGUUGGGCGAAGCGGUUGUGGUAAAUCAACUAUCAUAGGUUUGAUCCAGAGGUUCUAUGAUGUUGAUAGGGGGUCCGUAAGAAUUGAUGGUAUGGAUGUGAGGGAGAUGAAUAUUCUCUGGUUCCGAGGAUUUACAGCUCUUGUUAGUCAGGAGCCUGCAAUGUUUUCAGGCAGUGUCAGGGACAACAUUGCUUUUGGUAAACCAGAAGCUGAUGAAGAUGAGAUCGUGGAAGCUGCAAAAGCUGCAAACGCACAUGAGUUCAUCUCGAUGGAUACGAUACUGAUUGCGGAGAGCAUGUUUUCAGGCUCGUGCUGGUGGAGCUUCGUCAAAGCUGAUGGUAUACAGCUCUCAGGGGGGCAGAAGCAAAGAAUCGCAAUUGCAAGGGCAAUAAUCCGGAAUCCAGAAAUACUACUACUUGAUGAAGCAACAAGUGCGCUUGAUGCACAGUCAGAGCAAGUGGUGCAGGAAGCUCUUGAUCGGAUAAUGUCAGGGAGGACCACAAUUGUGGUGGCACAUCGACUAAACACAAUCAAGAAUGUAGACUCGAUUGCUUUCCUGGGAGAGGGUAAAGUGGUGGAGCGUGGCUCUUACCCGCAGCUCAUGAACAAGAAGGGGGCAUUCUACAACCUUGCAACUCUUCAGAAGUAA